AUGAAUAGGUUUGAUGGACCACCACGUCUCAUGCUAGUCGCUGAUCUUGAUUGCACAUUGGUGGAUCAUGAUGAUCCUGAAAACACCGAUUUACUUAGAUUCAAUGCUCUUUGGGAAGCUCACUUUCGCCAUGAUUCAUUGCUUGUUUACUCUACUGGAAGGUCUUUGCGUUCUUACUUGAAUCUAAGGAAGAAAAAGCCAUUGUUGACUCCGGACAUCGCUAUAACUUCUGUUGGUUCUGAGAUUGUUUACGGUGGUGAAUCCAUGGUGUCUGAUGAUGUUUGGGAAGCUCGUCUGAAUCACAUGUGGAACAGAGACAUUGUUGUUGAAGAAACUAAUAGAUUUCCUCAACUUGAGCCACAGCCAGAGAAGAGCCAAGAGCAGCACAAAGUGAGUUUUUUCGUUGGAAGAGAACACGCUAUCGAAAUAAUGAAGGUUCUUCCCGGGCGAUUAAUGGAUCGUGGGGUGGAUGUGAAGCUGGUUUAUAGCAACGACUAUGCUUUCGAUAUAUUACCAAGAGGAGCUGGCAAAGGAGGAGCUUUGACAUAUCUAAUUGACAAGUUAGAGAGUGAAGGCAAGCAGCCUUCUAACACACUUGUUUGUGGUGACUCUGGAAACGACGCUGAGCUCUUCGACGUUCCUCAAGUAUAUGGCGUAAUGGUUAGCAAUUCGCACGAAGGAUUAUUGAAAUGGCAUGAAGAAAAUGCAAAGGACAACCCAAAUAUAAUUCUUGCGUCUGAGAGAUGUGCAGCUGGGAUGAUUGAAGCCUUGCAAAGGUUUAAUUUGGGACCAAGUACCUCUCCAAGAGAUGUUUUCGAUACUGAAAUUUUCCACGCGGAAAGUUUGAACAUUGCUCAUGAGGUUGUUCAGUUUUACUUGUUUUAUGAGAGAUGGAUAUGUGGAGAGGUGGAGAAGUCUGACAAGUAUUUGCAGAAUUUGAAAUCGCUCUCUAGUCCACUUGGUGUUUUUGUUCAUCCGUCCGGAGAGGAGAAACUGAUACAUGAAUGGAUAGAUGAGAUGGAAAGUUUACAUGGGGAUGCGAAGGAAAAGCAGUUUCGCAUUUGGUUGGAUAGAGUUUCGACUUCUCAUAUCACCUCAGAUUCAUGGCUUGCAAGAUUUGACAAACAUGAGUUAUCUGAGGGAAAAGUAAGGUCUUGUUCAACAAAAGUCUUACUGACUUAUGAGAAAAAUGUGUUAAAAUGUGGAGGAGGAAAAGCAAAUGCUGAUGUGGAUGCACAUCCACCAAUCAUGGUUAGAUGA
Messenger RNA from Arabis nemorensis, 1260 nucleotides. Lineage: Eukaryota; Viridiplantae; Streptophyta; Magnoliopsida; Brassicales; Brassicaceae. The record is from the annotation of a GenBank genome assembly.